UCAGCACUAAUAAUUGAUUGGGGAUCAAAAUCCAGUGAUCAUCACAAUUUCAGCCAUAAUCAUCCCGGCUAGAUUUCAAAUCACAAUCAACUCAACUCUUGUAAUUGUGAUUUUUCGUAGCGAGAUUAGAAGAAGAUGGAAGGAUCACCAAAUAAGUCAAACCCCGAGGGAAUUUCUGGUGCUCGAAACGAGGCAGCUCUCCUGACUCUGAUGGAGCGCACCGGCUACCACAUCGUUCAGGAGAAUGGGCAGCGUAAAUAUGGAGGACCUCCCCCGGCCUGGGAAGGCCCGCAACCAAGCCGGGGUUGCGAAGUCUUCGUUGGAAAAAUCCCCCGAGAUUUAUUCGAAGAUGAACUUGUUCCCGUCUUCAUGAAAAUUGGAAAAAUCUACGAAUUACGUCUGAUGAUGGACUUUAGCGGCAGCAAUCGCGGAUAUGCUUUCGUGAUGUACACCAAUCGAGAAGAUGGAAAGAAAGCGGUGAAACAGCUCAACAAUUAUGAGAUCCGAAAGGGGCGAUAUUUGGGCGUUUGCCCAUCUGUCGACAAUUGCCGGUUGUUCGUUGGCGGCAUCCCCAAGAACAAGAAACAAGAAGAAAUCCUUGCCGAGAUGGCUAAAGUGACGGAGCAAGUCGUCGACGUUAUCGUGUACCCAUCCAUCAACGACAAGGCGAAAAAUCGUGGAUUUGCCUUCGUCGAAUACGAGAAUCAUCGGGCUGCAGCCAUGGCUCGACGCAAGCUCAUCCCUGGACGAAUUCAACUUUGGGGACAUCAGAUUAUGGUAGACUGGGCCGAGCCAGAGCAAGAUGUCGAUGAAGACGUCAUGAGAUCGGUCAAAAUCUUAUACGUGAGAAACCUAAUGCUGCACACAACAGAAGAAACCAUUGCCAAAGAGUUCAACAAGUUCAAGGAAGGAAGCGUGGAGAGAGUGAAGAAACUCAGAGAUUUUGCGUUCAUCCAUUUCUUCUCCAGGGAGGAUGCCCUCAGUGCAAUGAAUGCUAUGGACAAUGCCCUUCUAGAUGGUGCUAAGAUUGAGGUUGUUCUCGCCAAGCCUGUUGACAAAGGAAACUACGUCCGCUACACCAGAGGUUCAGGGCGAGGCUACGUGCAGCAAGGUCUCUAUGGUUACGACCAGCAACAGACAAGCCCCUCCUACUACCCAGGUUACAGCAACCCUACUGGAAUGCCACCCAUGAUGGGUAUGGCUGGUAGGGGCGGCGGUAUGAUGCAGCGCUCACCAAUCCGGGGUGCCCCCAGAGGCCGUGGGGGAAGUAUGCGAGGUGCUGGUGGAACGAGGAGCUAUGGCAUGGGACGGGGUUACAACCGCUAUGACAGGAAGCCCCAAGAGCCACGCCUGUUCGACCUCCUUCCCGGAAUGGAAUUGACCCCAACGAACCCCGUAACUCUUAAACCAGAGAAAAAUAACAUUCAGGUCUUGGAGGAGUUGUGCAAUAAGAAUCAGUGGGGACCACCAAACUUCACCCUCCUCUCACAUCGUACAAACAGUGAUGUACAGCUCUUCAUCUAUAAGGUGACAGUUCCUGGUCUAAUGGCCAACUAUCCCGAUGGACUCACACCCCAGAAGCUUUGCCAGACCCCGGACCAGGCCAAGAACUUUGCUGCCGAGUGCCUUUUGGCUUCCCUGGGGGUUCCUGUCGAUGGUGAGGAGAGCCAAUCAGAGAGUCCAGUGCAAGGAAGCCCCUCCCCUUCACCUUCUCCAUAUCCCGCCUCCAUCCAUCAUCCUCAUCAAAUUGGCUCACAUCAUAGCUCUUAUCCAUCUAGCCCUGUCGUAGUUAGUGCAGGUGGUGAUGCCCACACUGCCACAUCCCCUCACCCCUACCAGUCAGGAUCGGGCUACCACCAACAGGGAGGCUACGGGGGUGAUGUCUACCACCAGGUCUACCAAGGAUGAGUGAGGGACAACACCACGCUGCAAAAUCAUGGCCAUCCUCGUACUCGCCCUUUCAUCGAUCUUAAAAUCAGUUUUCUAGAAAAUCAAUUUUAAGGCCACAUUUUCCAAAGCCUUAUAUUGGAUAACAGUACAAUCAAUUUCAAGCUAUAACUAAUUUGGUGUUAAAAAUUGAUGAUGAAAUUGAUUUUAAGAUUAGUGAAACAGACUUUUGGAUGUACUACUACGCACCUGACUACCGUAUAUCUUUUUCCAAUAUUUCUCUGAUGGACUUUAUGUUCAUGAUUUCUCUUAUUAAACGUUCCUUCAUUGUUAUGUGUGUUGUGAAAUCUUACAUAGAUAAAUGAAUGUAUUUCAGGAUUUUUUUGUGUGUUGAAAUAGAUAUAGAGUUUAUGAUUCGUAUAUUGAAAAUUUUAGUUUUAGCCUUUUCCACGAUUUCUUUUUGUUUUAGAUCAUAGAGUUAUGAUUUUCAUCAGUUUCAUCUAUUUUGAAGAUUCAUUUAAAAAAAAAAUUGAAAGUUUCAUUCACAUCAGGGCCUGUAACCUGAUUUGCAAUUGGUCGUAUGAUUAAUUUUAACGAUUGCUUGCGCAUCAUUGGAUAUGCAAUCGAUUGUAAAAAUUUGUCAUAUGAUCAUUUAUUUUGGUUUGUAAAAUGGGCCCUUGACCGGUUAUCACAAACCAAGACCUUUAAAACAUGCUCAUUGUGACAAGGGUGAAAACUACAAAAGGUGCUUUGUUUUAACACAUUCUUCAGCACUGGGGGACUUGUGAUAUUUUGGUGUUGAUUUGGUGUUAUGGGCUGAUUUCAACACCAGCACAGCACCAGAGCUAAAAUAGUUGGGUGUUGGAGCUAGUGAAGGCAAUCAGAAUCUUGCAUUCGACACCAUCACAAACGCUAACACUGAACUGCCAGAUUAUGUUAGGUGUUGGAGCUAGGGAAUGUAAUUUGACCCGUGCAUCAGACACCAACACUGAACCUACCUGUAAGUGUUUGAGUUGGUAAAGGUAAUCUGAAUUGUGUAUCUGACACCAGCACAUAAAGACUAACAAUAAACUGCAAAAUAGGCCUACUGCCAAUUAAAGCAUAUGUAGGUGUUUGAGCUAGUGAUUCAAUCUGAAUGGUGCAUUCAACACAAACACUGAACUCAUGUUGGGUGUUAACAUUUAUAGUGAAGGCAAUCUAAAGUGUACAUCCGACACUAGACAUGAAAUCACCCAUUGUAUUGAGAAAUACUUCAAGUAUAUAGGGGGUGUAGGUGCUACUAAUAUCAAGAAAACUUUUCUUUCCCCAAAAAACUUUUUAAACUCACUUCAACUGCCUAAGAAAGCAAAUUUGUACUGUUAACAAAAAAAAAUGUGUUCAUAUCAUACUUUUCAAAAAAAUACUCUGUUCUUGUAUUGAUACUGACAAUAUGACGGUUGAAUGUAUUUUCUUAGUUUUUGUUUGAUAUGUGCCAAAGGUGUGAGGGUAAAGUACAAGAUGUAAUAUAUACCGUCUUUCCUUGUCGUCUUUCAAAAUAUUAGAGGAAUUUGUGUCUUUCAUACCAAUCAACAGAUUAUCUGUUGUGAUACAGUUUCGAUAUCGUCUUGUCCGAGCGGGCAUUUUAGGGGAUUCCCCUUUCCCCUGAAAUAAAAUAUCCCAUUUUCAGACAGUGUAUAGAAGUGUAUUGAUAGACCAUUUGGGUUUAGUAUCACUUUUAGCCAUGAAAGCACAAUAAUACCAUUGUUUUUUUCUGUCAGAUAGGUUGGUAAGAAGCUAAGCACAACUGGAUAGAAGCAUUUAUUUUGUUCCACAAAAGUGAAUACGUGUGUGACCUUGUGUCUUUUCCCAGUAGCUUGACUGUUUUUUACCCCCAAAGCACGGCCUUUUCCCCUUAGGGAAUUUUGUUUACCCUUAGAGCAUUUCAUUUCCCCAAGAACAUUAUCUUUUUACAAGGGAAGACGAUGUGCUUUUUAUAUUCAUGUCUUCUUCCAACCAAGCAAGUUUUAUACUACCCCGCACAAAAGUCUACUUUUACCAUGAAGGCACAACAGACCCCUAAGAAGCACUUUUUGUCACAAUGCAUGCACUAGAUUUUAGUAACUACAUGUUCAUUCUUAUUUUUUUCAAAAGAAAAAAACUAAACCUAAUGAUUUUCAGAUAGAUUUUUAUUUUUCCCUGACUAGCACAUAUUUACUCAAACCAAGUCCUUUAAAUUGUAUGUCUUCAAUCUGUCAAAAAGGACAGAGUAGAAUGCAUUAUUUUUUUUUGAAUUAAAAACAUAAUUAAAUAUUGUUGAACCAUUACAGAUUAGAAUAUCUUUAUUCAUUUAUUCAUCGUUAUUCAUAAAGAUCUUCAAAACAACCGUUUAUUCAUAAAGAACCUCAAAGCAUACUCAAGAUUAUAUUUGUCAUUUGAUGUAUUUAUGAUCAUGGAAUAUUCAGAGAAAGCAUUAAUUUUCCUUUCGCUUGCUUUAUUAAAAUUUAUCAAGCAUAAAAACUGCAAGAAAAAAAAUGAACAAAAACAUGAAAAUGUUAUGAUUAUGUUCAAUUAAGUUGCAUAGUAUAAACAAGCGUGUUGAUCAGUAACUUGGAAAAAAAGAGAAAUUUCUUUUAAAAGUAGAUGUAUAAAAAAAGAACUUAUUUUUGGUGUUAUUUAAAAUGAUAAUCUAUACAUCAUUUGAUUACCCCUAUUUUUAACUAUUUAAUAAAAACCAAUUGAGAAACCAAUCAAAACUGCUUUUCCAAAAUAAGAAAAUGCAAGCAUCGAUCAUUUUAGGAAAUCUGUUCCCAUUUCAAUCACCGACUGUAUAGUUAGUGUUAACUAUUUGAAAAAAAAAAAUCAUCCAAUAACGCAAUCAUCAACAGACUUCUUGUGAUU
Lytechinus variegatus (green sea urchin) is the source of this 4764-nucleotide messenger RNA. Its product is annotated as APOBEC1 complementation factor-like. Gene Ontology annotation, cellular component: nucleus. The coding region runs from base 136 to 1908 and encodes 590 amino acids. Gene Ontology annotation, molecular function: mRNA binding. The record is from RefSeq and is a predicted model, not a curated record. NCBI's taxonomy places the organism in Eukaryota, Metazoa, Echinodermata, Echinoidea, Temnopleuroida, Toxopneustidae. The transcript has 9 exons.